Messenger RNA from Arachis duranensis, 726 nucleotides. Its product is annotated as protein FAR1-RELATED SEQUENCE 5-like. Bases 1 to 726 code for a protein of 241 amino acids. Gene Ontology annotation, biological process: regulation of DNA-templated transcription. The record is from RefSeq and is a predicted model, not a curated record. The transcript is spliced from 2 exons. Lineage: Eukaryota; Viridiplantae; Streptophyta; Magnoliopsida; Fabales; Fabaceae.
AUGCUAUCAAUAUAUUUGGAGAAGAGUGAGUAUAAUUGGAAGGUUAGGAAGGUAGUGUUAGAGCACAACCAUGAAUUAGCACCUGUUAUGAUGUCCCACCUAAUUUUGAAUCAUCAUAAAAUGACAGAUGCAGCAAAGGCUUACACUGACGGGAUGCAUGCAUAUGGAAUUGAAAUGUCAAAAAUCUUGGGCUACAUUGUUGAUGAGGCGGUCAAGAAAGCUAACGGUGAUGCGAAUGCAACGUUGGUUUACUUUGAGGGAAAAGUUAUUGGUGACCCUAUGUAUGUUGCACGCUACAACCACAAAAAAGAUGAAAGGCUUGGUAACAUGGUUUGGAUUGAUGGGCAUAGCCGGUCUGAUUUUCAGUGUUUUGGAGAUGUUUUAGCGUUUGACUCCACUUACAGGAAAAAUAAGUACAAACGUCCAAUAGUAAUUUUUUCUGGUUCAAACAAUCAUAAGCAAACUACCAUUUUUGGUUUUGGGUUGUUGAUAGAUGAAAUGGUCUCAUCGUAUAGGUGGAUGUUACAAAAUAUUGGAGGUUAUGUACUAGAAGAAGUCUUGUGUAGUUGUUACCGAUUGAGACAAAACGAUGAUAAAAGUUGUGAAGUUGGUUUUACCGGAGGCACACAUCGUUUGUGUACGUGGCAUGUGGAAAAGAACGCGAUGUCAAAUGGGAAAGAUGAACACCUCCGCAGUUUGUUCAACCGUUGGUUGUACUGGACAUAG